AAACGGCGUUAAAAGAAAGCGAAGAAGGACUAUAACUCUGCUCACUCAUUUUCCCAGUGUUGGGGCGUCUGAGACUGAGAGUAAACAUGGAAACCAAUUCUUCUCCUUCGUUCAAGAUAAUCUUGGGCUCAUCUUCGAUAGCUCGCCGGAAAAUUUUGGCUGAAAUGGGAUAUGAAUUCACACUCAUGACUGCAGACAUUGACGAAAAAAGCAUCCGAAAGGAGAAACCGGAAGAGUUGGUUAUGGUUCUUGCUCAGGCAAAGGCUGAUGCAAUCAUAUCGAAAAUACAAACUACCCAUAGUAAAGAGAAGGAUGCUGAACCAACAAUUGUAAUUGCGGCAGAUACACUGAUGGAAACUUCUCAGGCAGAAGCCAUCCGGCCUAAGCUCCCAGUUGAUGACUACGUAAAGGAUGCUGAACCAACGCUAUUAAUUACCUCUGAUCAAGUGGUAGUCUAUGAAGGUGCUGUCAGGGAAAAACCAUCCAGCAAGGAAGAAGCACGGCAAUUUUUGAAAGACUAUUCUGGAGGACAUGCAGCAACAGUGGGAUCUGUGCUUGUUACAAACCUUAAAACAGGAUUCAGUAAAGGAGAAUGGGACCGAGUGGAGAUCUAUUUCCAUGAAAUACCAGAUGAAGCCAUUGAGAAGCUGAUUGAGGAAGGGACGGUGCUCAAAGUUGCCGGGGGACUGAUAAUAGAGCAUCCUCUGAUUCUUCCCUUUGUCAAAGAAGUGGUAGGGACUACUGAUAGUGUGAUGGGACUUCCAAAAGAUAUAACGGAGAGACUUCUUAAAGAAGCUCUGUAGCUGCAAUAGGCGAUUUGAGAUUUCUUUCUUUUACCUGGUAUCUAUCUAAUUGGCACGUUCUUGUGUUCUCCUUGUAUACGCAUCUGUUGUGAACUAAUUUAGCUUGUUAAGACUAAUUGUUUACCCUCUACUUCAUAUUGUAUUAUUGGUCUUUUUUC
This is a messenger RNA of Rosa rugosa (rugosa rose), 961 nucleotides long. RefSeq lists its product as uncharacterized. The coding region runs from base 87 to 803 and encodes 238 amino acids. Lineage: Eukaryota; Viridiplantae; Streptophyta; Magnoliopsida; Rosales; Rosaceae. The transcript is spliced from 10 exons. The record is from RefSeq and is a predicted model, not a curated record. Gene Ontology annotation, molecular function: nucleoside triphosphate diphosphatase activity.